Manis javanica (Malayan pangolin) is the source of this 1876-nucleotide messenger RNA. RefSeq names its product short coiled-coil protein (gene SCOC). Gene Ontology annotation, cellular component: trans-Golgi network. The record is from RefSeq and is a predicted model, not a curated record. NCBI's taxonomy places the organism in Eukaryota, Metazoa, Chordata, Mammalia, Pholidota, Manidae.
AUUGGCGGGUGUCCCGUCUCGGCGCACGCUCCGUGGGCGGAGCUGCUUGUGUCUGUCCGUCCAGGUGACCGGUCCGAGGCGUUCUCCCGUCCCCUCCCACUCCCGGCCUCAGGGACUGCAGUAUCAAAAGUGUCACACAGUUAAUUGAAGCUGUGGGAGAAUAUACAAUACUGAACAUUCAUCAAGGAUUUUGUAUCCAAGGCCCAAAAGUUUGUUACCUAAGAUGAUGAAUGCUGACAUGGAUGCAGUUGAUGCUGAAAAUCAGGUGGAACUGGAGGAAAAAACACGACUUAUUAACCAAGUGUUGGAACUCCAACACACACUUGAAGAUCUCUCUGCAAGAGUAGAUGCAGUUAAGGAAGAAAAUCUAAAGCUAAAAUCAGAAAACCAAGUUCUUGGACAGUAUAUAGAAAACCUCAUGUCAGCUUCUAGUGUUUUUCAAACAACUGACACAAAAAGCAAAAGAAAGUAAGGGAUUGAUAACCCUUGUUUAAUGGAAUUACUGCUGCUUUUUUCUUUAAAAUUUGGAUAGGUUCCAAAAGUUAGAGAGUACUUUUAUUUGUGGCUUCAUUGAGUAUUUAUGAAGGUUAUGUCAGAUUAGACAAAAUUAGAGCAUAACAGAAAACUUCCAUGAGUUUGUGUAUUAUGUUAGUCCAUGAAAAUGUGCAAAUGUAUUGUAGAGUCUUUAUAAUUAGAAAUGCAUAUAUUUAUGAAACUUGAAAAUGAAUGUUUUACUGAAUUUUCUUUGAAUUAUAAGUUUAACACUGUCAUUUAUUAUAGGCAUAGUAAGAGAUACAAGAAAAUAAUCACCAUGUUGUGAAAAAGUGACCAAAAUCAUGUACUGAAUGCAUAGCUUUAUGUACCCUGUCCACCAUUUUGUGCCUCUUCUCCGUUUGUUUCUUCCUUCCCAUCUCCCUUCUAAGGAAAAUAAUUCUUUCACAUUGUAAAAGUAAUUUCAGUAGUUAAUCAUCUAUGAAAGUCAACUGAACCAUAAUUGUUGAAACUUAACCGAAAUACUUUCUCAGUUAGGGCUUAUUUGUAUUUAGUUGUAAGAUAGGAUUGUUAAUUUCUCUUCAAUCAACUGAAAACAGAGGCUAUAAAAAUUAAUUUUUUUUCUUUGAAACUGAAUUGUGAAAUUGAGAAGAUUUGUUAAAAACCUUUUUGCACAAAAUAAGCCAUUUGGUAUCUGAAAAGUUCUGGUUGUGUGUGUGUGUGAAAUAGAAAAUUUUAAGGAAAAAUAGAAAUAGGAUGGAAAAAGUACUUCGUAUACAGCAAUGACCAAUUCCAAAUGUUUUUACUCCAGAUCCGUGUUAUCUUUAGCACAAAUUAGAUCUUUUGAAGAAUAUGUGUGAAAGUGGAUGAAGUUUGAUUAACUUUAUAUAAACCAUAUCUAGAUUAUAGAGUUUGGUCUCAAGACUUAUUUGUAAUACCCAGCAGAUCAACUUUUGCAAAAUCCCUUGAGUGUAUUAGUAUUGAAUCCUGAAUAAAAUAGGAGAGUUUUACAUGUAGUCUAAUUGAUACUUCCUCAGUAUUUUAUCUUGCUACUUCUCUCAGAAUUUUCUGUAAAUCCACCUACUUUGCAGAGUUUUAAUCAUUCUUUAACAAUUUUAAAAAUUUUAGUUUGUAGGUUCCAUUUGGUAAGAAACUUAGUAUCAGAAAUAAUGCUAAAAAGAUCCACUAAUGUAGAUUUGGGCUACUUUUAAUCAUGGACUAAUCAUGUUUGUAUUGGUGUAAGAUUCAAUGAAUGACUUUAGCUGUAUGAAUAUAUAAUAAUAAUACUGCAAACAUUUUGUGUCCCUUUUGUGACCUAAUUCACAAACAUUUAAGAUUGUAUUGCAAGUUUGCUUUGCUGUUUAAUAAAAUACUGUUUCAGAGA